UGACUCUCUACCCGGACCUGGACGAAGAGAUCGAUUUCCUUCAGUCUGUCAUCGAAAAACAGGAAGUGUCAGAGAUCAAAACUCCGAAGAAGCAGUCCAAACAUCCUGGUGCCAUCACCUCCAAGACAGAUGUUAAAAAGACAGAGACAGAUGCUCCCAGACAUGACCAGAAAAACCAGACCCGUCCCUCUGAUGUAAGACUGCAUGCUGUCACCGCUGCCCCAGGCCCCACCCUCUCUGACCCACCGACCCCACAGCCCAGAGUCAGUGUAGCUGAUGACCGAGCGGAUCCCUCGCUGGUCGCCGGACCCAGGAAUGACAUGAUCAUCGUCGUUCUGAUCUCGCUGUGUGUCACUGUUGGCUCCGUGGCAGUGAUCCUGGCAACUGUCUGUUUCAUCAAGACACAGAAAGAAGCGCGUCUGGUACAGAAGGUUGACUACCCUGCUUUCGGGGGGGGCGGCCAGCCCCCUGCCCCGGCCGCAGGUUCCUCUAUGGGAGAUAAGACUCUGGCCCAGAACGCUCAAAUGUAUCACUACCAACAUCAGAAGCAGCAGAUGCUCUCAAUGGGAAAUAACAAACCUGAACCAAAAGUCCUUGACAAUGAGGCCACAUCAGAUGAGGAAGAGGUGGGAGGAGACUUCACAGUAUACGAGUGUCCUGGACUUGCACCAACUGGAGAGAUGGAAGUGAAGAACCCUCUGUUUGAUGACUCGACUCUUCAUUAUCAGGGGACUCACAAGUGAAUGCUGAAGACUCAACACACACACACACACACGCACAGGCAUUAUAGCGAUUUCUCUGUAAGACACAACUGAUGGGGUUUAUAAAAUUGAUAAUUUUCCUGUAGGCCUUUUUACUAUAAUCUUCCCUGGCUCAGCUUUAAACACAAAUGUACUAUAUGUUGGGUUCCCUUUUAAUUUAUUUUCUGUUUCCUGUCUUUUAUCAUAUAUGCUUUACAGAGCCCCCCCACCCAGGUUUGAUCCUAUAGGUGUUUUAUCAUAUUUAUGUGUUAAAGUCUGAUUUUAAACUUCCUUUAUCACUUUCCUUUGUUUCUGCAGCUAUUUCCAAAGAAUAUGAUACAGGAGCAAACGUAUGAACAUUACGGACACACACGCAUACAUGGGCUAAGCUGAAAACCAGGGGCCCUCCCCUGCAUUUCAUCCUGCAUAGCUAGUGGCUAAAACACAUUCCCAACAGAUACCAGGGAAACACUUAAAAGAUGACACUUCUGUAAAGGCUCCCUAACACAACAAGGUUAAGCAUUGAGAAUGUCACCAGUGGUGUUGCGAAUUUCAUGUCAUAUAAGCUGCACAUAAAGAUUUUAUG
This is a messenger RNA of Paralichthys olivaceus (Japanese flounder), 1326 nucleotides long. NCBI's taxonomy places the organism in Eukaryota, Metazoa, Chordata, Actinopteri, Pleuronectiformes, Paralichthyidae. The record is from RefSeq and is a predicted model, not a curated record.